CUUCACCACCUCGGAUGUGCAGAUCCUGAAGGCCAGCGGCGACAGCACAAGUGCCCUGCGGAACGUGGGGAGCAGGCGGCUGCUGCAGAGCUUUCCAUGGGCAUGGGAGCACGUGCUCUGUUUGGACCUGGCCCCCUCAGAGACUUGGACCACCUUGUUAUUCGGGGGAUGUGACAAGAACGCCAUUGGGUGGGACCUGCGCCCUGGACAGUGCUUGCAGGCCUGUCAAACACAAGAAUCUGAUAUCACCAGUGUCUGA
Rangifer tarandus platyrhynchus (Svalbard reindeer) is the source of this 259-nucleotide messenger RNA. The record is from the annotation of a GenBank genome assembly. Lineage: Eukaryota; Metazoa; Chordata; Mammalia; Artiodactyla; Cervidae.